AGCCUCUUCUUUCUCUUAAAUUCUUGUUCUUUUUUUCUUUUUGCUUUCUGGGUUCUUAGUGAGUUGAUAUUACGUUUAGUCAAAGCUUACUUGAUGAAUUGCUUUAGAUGCAAAAUACCCUUUGUUUAUUAAACUUCUAUAAAUUAUUUUCUUCUCUGAGGAAGGUUGGAGGUGGAUUGCAAGACCCAGUUUCCUACUUAAUAUGAAUGUGCUCUGUUUUCUUGUGUUUCAGUGUGAUGCAUUAGUUUAACCCAGAAUUAGACAGGACUCAAACUAUGACUGAAAUCUGUGGAAAACAUCUGUUCAGUUUCAUAAGAUUACUUUCCAGUUAAUUGAAAUGGUUACUGGUGGAUAUAGAGAAGUAGAUUUUUAAACCCAAGAAGUGAAAAUGGAAAUCAACUGUCACCUAAGCAUGCCUAUUCUGUGUCAAAUAAAUUGGAAUGUGAUAACUUUUUUACAUUGUUGGGUCAUCUGUAUAUCGAUGUUUUGUAGGAGUUUGGUGUUUGGCAAUACAGAGAAUAGUCAAAUUGGACUAAUCUAUGAGGUUGUAUAUGAUAAUGGCGACUGCAAUUACAGUGCCUACCUAUCCAAGAAAUGUUAAGCUUUUAUCUUCUAAGUGUGUUGGUUCCAGAGUUAUAGCGCUGGGUCUUUGUGCAAUGUCUUACAAGCCUACUAGUACUUUUGGGCACAAGCUCAAUUCUCGCUGCUGUUUCUUCCGUAUGCCUGAACCUCUUCUAGUCAACAAUUUCAAGAGGAUUUCAUGGUCUGUCAGAAGCAGUGUAGAUAACAGUGGGUUAGACCCAUCUCCAACAAAUGGCACUACAGGCACAACCAGAUUAAUUAGGGUUAUCCAAGCUGUUCAAUCCAAGUUAGGUGCCAGAAUUGGAGAGAUAAGGAGAGGUUUACCCGUGAAAAUACUUUUCUUCCUAGUCGGUUUCUAUUGUUCAACUGCUUAUGCUACUGUUAUUGGGCAAACUGGAGACUGGGACAUUCUCUCUGCGGCCUUGGCUGUGCUUAUUGUGGAGGGGAUUGGGGCCCUCAUGUACAAGGCUUCUCUUCCUUUAUUGAAGAAGACUAAAAGCCUGAUAACCAAGUUUAAUUAUUGGAAAGCUGGGCUUGCGAUGGGUCUUUUCUUGGAUUCGUUUAAAUAUGAAGUCAAUGACAUUUUCGGAUUCAGUAACCCCUUCAGUUUUGUACUAGAUGCAUUUUCACUAUUCCUUUAACAAAUGGCUCUUUCAAAUGCUGCUUACAGAUGUUUCAUUUUUCAAGGAUCGAGAAAUGUGAUUGGUAAACAUAGGUUGACUUGACUACAAUGGUGGAGGAACAUGGUGAGCCCUUUUCACUAAAUUGAAGAGCUCAAAAGUUAAUGGGUUGAGAGUUUGAGACAGUGAAAAGUGGCCUUGCUUGUGUUUAACAAAAUACUGUAGCUCCUGAAAACAUUAGAACUUUCUUCUGAUGACUGAACUCUCUUCACUUGAGCUUAUGAUGAAAGUCUGCUCCUUUUGUUCACUAUGUUCGAAAUAUAGUUACAGCAUAUAUGUUUCAUUCUGUUGGAGGCAGCAGAAUAAAAAAGUAAGAUAAGGAGGACUGAAGCGAAGGAAUUCAACUUUUCAAAGUGGAUAGUAAUAUGUGCCUCCAGUCCAGCUGCUUACGAUAGUUCCCUGUCCAUUCAUCUGGAAACAGCAGUUGGUUGAAAUGAUAAAUAGUGUUGUUGGAUGGAAACCCUUCGGUUAUGUGGGAAGAUGUUGGUGAGAAGAUUAUAGCAUACUUCUUAUCCUUGUCUAUUUUCUAUUUCCUUAUGAGUUGUUCAAUAAGAUUUUGAACAGGUUAAGAGAGUAUGCAUCCCUUUACCAGGUUUCAUUGAUAGCCAGCUAGGAGAUUUCUCCCAAGGCACACUCAAGGGCCAAGCAUUUCCCUUAUCAAGUGUUUUACUGGUUUUUUGUGGCCAUUUUGUUAGGAGUGCAGCGAAGGGAUGGCUACUUUCUAAACAGAUCAACCUAUGUGUCUCCAGUGGAUAUAAAACUUGUGGAUGAUAUUGUUCCGACUAGUCUGGAAAUACUGUUGAUCAAUAAAUAUAAGAUAGCUAUAGGUGUUGAGUAUACCACGUUUUGUUCUCGGUAGUUGUGUAUAGUUAUAAAGCUACAUGCUUACAAUAGUUGGGACCUUUUAUAUAACAAGAUCAUUGUAUACUGUACUCAUCUCUCUUGGUUCCAGAAGUCUAAUAAAAAUGUCUCAUUUUUCAUUGAUCAA
This is a messenger RNA of Rosa chinensis, 2250 nucleotides long. RefSeq lists its product as uncharacterized. The coding region runs from base 540 to 1223 and encodes 227 amino acids. NCBI's taxonomy places the organism in Eukaryota, Viridiplantae, Streptophyta, Magnoliopsida, Rosales, Rosaceae. The record is from RefSeq and is a predicted model, not a curated record. The transcript has 4 exons.